Molecule: messenger RNA, 826 nt
Organism: Schistocerca gregaria
Lineage: Eukaryota; Metazoa; Arthropoda; Insecta; Orthoptera; Acrididae
Product: MAGE-like protein 2
Exons: 3
Coding region: 76-612 (178 amino acids)
Source: RefSeq, a predicted model, not a curated record
CCGCACGCAACGACCGCCGCCGCUAUAUGAGAAGCCCUCUCCGCCUCUGGGAUCACUCGUCCUCCAGACAGCACCAUGGAGCACACGAGUGUUGGUAACGUGCAGCUGUUGACGUCGGCGAUGGUUGUGCUGGCUGCAGUGCACGCCGCCACUGCCGGCUUUGGCGAUCAAGCUCUGCUGGGUAGCCAGGCCUAUGGCGGUAGCGGCAACUACGGAGGAGACGCUUUCAAGCCCAUCCACCAGCAGGUGGCCGUGCUACACAACUUAGGAGCCGGGCCCAAGGUGCAAGUGGUGCGCGUACCGGUGCCGCAAGAGGUUCCGGUUCCGGUGGCGGAGCUGGUGGGCGUCCCCGUUCCUCAGCCGUACCCGGUCUACGUUCAAGACGUCCAGCGCGUCGAAGUUCCCGUCACGAGAACAAUACACGUCCCAGUUGAAAAGCCGUACGCAGUGGAAGUAGAGAAAAAGGUGCCUUACCCUAUAGAGAAGCCGUACCACGUCGAGGUAGAGAAGCCCAUUGAGGUGCCGGUGCCGAAGCCGUACGCAGUCAAGGUUCCCGUGUACAAACACGUGUACCACAUCAUCAGGCAGAAGAAGACUGACGACUGGCGAUAGGAAAGUGUUCGUAGCGCUGUCAACAGUUACUGUUACUCAGUAUUUAUUUCUGAAGGAUUUCAUCCUUGAUUUGAGUAAUACUUGUUUUGUUAUUGACACUUGUUUUGUUACGUAGUCUUAUUAUUAUUUUGUUGUUUAGUGCAGAUUCAUCGAAGUUACUGUCAUUUGUAUUCUGUUAUGUUAUAUAAUUCGUUAAAUAAAAUGAUUUACAAGA